Messenger RNA from Melanotaenia boesemani (Boeseman's rainbowfish), 4150 nucleotides. It is a transcript of the gene slc12a1, whose product is annotated as solute carrier family 12 member 1. Gene Ontology annotation, biological process: sodium ion transmembrane transport; chloride ion homeostasis; chloride transmembrane transport. Bases 159 to 3278 code for a protein of 1039 amino acids. The record is from RefSeq and is a predicted model, not a curated record. Lineage: Eukaryota; Metazoa; Chordata; Actinopteri; Atheriniformes; Melanotaeniidae. Gene Ontology annotation, cellular component: membrane. The transcript has 27 exons. Gene Ontology annotation, molecular function: sodium:potassium:chloride symporter activity.
ACUAACAUAAUCCUAGACUAGUCUUUCCAUCAAUAAACAGAAUAUCCUGCCAGUAAUGCAGUGUUCUCUUCUUUUGGAUGUCUGAAGACUUAGAAAGAUCUACACUGCUGUUUUAUCAUUGACUGUUAAAAAUCUGAGAAGCUCCUCCAGCAUUCUUGAUGAAGAAGUUGAAGUCUAACGGAAUGGAGUAUAAUAACUCCGCUUAUGAUUCCACUCUGGAUGACCUUCCAGUCUAUGAGGAAGCCAGUGGGGAGCACCGGACUGUCCGGCCCUCAGCAAUCAGUGCCUUUGGUCAUGACACUUUAGACCGACUGCCCAGCAUUGACUUCUAUCGAAAUGCAGGCAGUUUGAGUGGUCACCGGGCUGUGCGACCAUCCCUGCAGGAGCUUCACGAUGUGUUUCAGAAGAACGGAGCGAUCUCUGUGCCAGACACACUCCAGGACGAUGGAGAAAAGAGCGAUGGGGUCCCUUCCGAAGACCUGGAGUCUGCUAUGCCCAGUGAAGACAUAGGACUAAUAAAGUUUGGCUGGAUAAGGGGUGUCCUGGUGAGAUGUAUGCUAAACAUCUGGGGUGUCAUGCUGUUCAUCCGUCUGUCCUGGGUUUUUGGUCAGGCUGGCUGGGGCCUGGGAAUUGUGGUAAUUUGUCUCAGCUGUGUGGUCACCACCAUCACAGGCCUUUCCAUGUCAGCCAUAUGUACAAAUGGUGUUGUUAGAGGAGGAGGAGCUUACUAUUUGAUAUCUCGCAGUUUGGGACCAGAGUUUGGCGGGUCAAUUGGGCUCAUUUUUGCCUUUGCCAAUGCAGUGGCUGUGGCCAUGUAUGUGGUGGGUUUUGCUGAGACAGUGGUCGACUUGCUGAAGGAACAUGCCACCCUCAUGGUGGAUGAAAUAAAUGAUAUCAGAAUCAUCGGAUGCAUUACGGUGGUGCUGCUCUUGGGCAUAUCAGUAGCUGGAAUGGAGUGGGAGGCAAAGGCACAGAUUGUUCUACUGGUUAUUCUGCUGGUGGCCAUAGUGAAUAUGUUUGUUGGAACAGCCAUUCCUGCAACUAAGGAUAAAAAAUCCAAAGGCUUUUUUAGUUAUGACUCAAAAGUCUUCGCGGAGAAUUUUACGCCAGAUUUUAGGGAUGGUGAGACAUUUUUCUCAGUGUUUGCCAUCUUUUUCCCUGCGGCUACGGGAAUCCUGGCUGGAGCCAACAUCUCUGGAGACUUACGGGACCCCCAAGCUGCCAUCCCUAAAGGUACCCUGUUGGCCAUCCUGAUCACUGGGGUCACCUACCUCGGUGUGGCUCUCUGUGUCUCGGCUACGGUUGUCCGGGAUGCCACAGGAAACUUAACUGAUCUCAUUACUCCAGGAAUCCCAUGUAAUGAAUCAGCAGUAGCUGCCUGUCAGUUGGGUUAUAAUUUUUCUUCCUGCAUCACAGAAGGAGGUUGCAAGUUUGGCUUAAUGAACAAUUUCCAGGUGAUGACCAUGGUGUCUGGGUUUGGUCCCCUCAUCAUUGCAGGAACAUUCUCAGCCACUCUCUCAUCGGCCCUGGCCUCCCUUGUUAGUGCUCCUAAAGUCUUCCAGGCACUGUGUAAAGACAACAUCUACAAAGCCCUGUACUUCUUUGCCAAAGGACACGGCAAGAACAACGAGCCAAUCCGUGGCUAUGUCCUCACAUUCAUUAUUUCUGUGGCCUUCAUUCUCAUCGGUAAUCUCAACACCAUUGCGCCUAUCAUCUCAAACUUCUUCCUUGCAUCAUAUGCUCUCAUCAAUUUUUCCUGUUUCCAUGCAUCCUAUGCAAAGUCUCCAGGUUGGAGACCAGCUUAUAAAUACUACAACAUGUGGCUAUCUCUGCUGGGUGCUCUGCUCUGCUGUGUUGUUAUGUUUGUUAUCAACUGGUGGGCUGCUCUGCUCACGUACGGGAUUGAAAUCCUCCUCUAUGUGUAUGUCACAGUCAAGAAGCCCGAUGUGAACUGGGGUUCGUCCACACAGGCGGUGACAUUUGUGAGCUCAGUCAGCAAUGCUCUAUCUCUCGCAGGUGUAGAGGAUCAUGUCAAGAACUUCAGACCUCAGAUCUUAGCUCUAACAGGGGCAGUGCGGUCCAGACCAGCCCUCUUAGACCUGGCUCACUCCUUCACAAAAAACUAUGGACUCUGCCUCACUUGUGAAGUUUUUGAGGGCCCCAGGUCAGAGGUCUUUCAAGAGAUAAAUGCUGCGAUGGAGAUAAACCAACAAUGGCUCGUGAAGACCAAACGCAAGGCCUUUUAUGCUGCUGUGGCCUGUGAGAAAUUCAGAGAAGGGACUGUGAGCCUGUUGCAGGCUUCUGGUCUUGGCCGUAUGAAGCCAAACACAAUAAUGAUAGGUUUCAAAAGAAACUGGAAGACAGCAAGCACAGAUGAAGUGCAGACUUAUGUGGGAAUACUACACGAUGCCUUUGACUUUGAGUAUGGCACAGUGAUGCUGAGGAUGAAUGAGGGCCUGGAUGUGUCGCAUAUUGUUGAGGCAGAAGAUGAGAUGCUGAAGGCAGCGAAGGAACAGCAGGCUUUGGAUAAUGAGAUGAUGAACGGAGAGAAAGCAAAAGGACUUUUCAGGAAGUCCAGGAAUUCAUCUCAGCAAGUCCUCACAACACGAGUGUCAGUGUGCAGUCCUCCAUCUCCGCAGGUUGCCAAGAUGAAUGAGAAGCUGGUGGAGGCCAGUUCUCAGUUUAAGAAGAAACAGCCUAAAGGCACUAUUGAUGUGUGGUGGUUAUUUGAUGAUGGAGGUCUUACCCUUCUGCUUCCCUACAUCCUCACCACCAGGAAGAAGUGGAAAGACUCCAAAUUAAGAAUCUUCAUUGCAGGACAGCCUGGACGCAGUGAGCUGGAUAAAGAGGAGAUGAAGUCUUUGCUGCAUAAAUUCAGAAUUAAAUGCAGUGACAUUAAUGUCAUUGAUGACAUCCACAUCAAAGCACGCUCUGACAGCUUGAAAAAGUUAGAUGACAUGAUUGAGCCUUUCCGUCUACAUGAGGGGUCUAAAGACUUUGAUCAGGCUGAAGCCAUGAAGAAAGUGUAUCCUUGGAAAAUCACUGAUGAAGAGCUGAGCAGCUUCGAGGAGAAGACCAACCUCCAAGUACGACUCAAUGAGCUCCUUCAGGAAAACUCCAAGUCAGCCAACCUAGUCAUUGUGAGCAUGCCUAUCGCUCGUAAGGAAUCAGUUUCUGAUUUCCUGUACAUGGCCUGGCUGGAUGCUUUGACCAAAGACCUUCCACCCACUCUGCUCAUCAGAGGCAACCACAAGAGUGUGCUUACUUUCUACUCAUGAGCACCUUGCACACAAAAGUACUAAGCCACAUUUAUAAAGUGUACAAGAACAUGGAUAAUAUUCAGUCUUCCAGACCAAACAUUAUUAUUCUGAUUGGCAAAUUAAUAAAAGAAAAAUAGAAGAAACAUAAAAAGUAACAAAGAGAAAACAAACACAAAAGUCUUCCAGUUGCACACUUGACAUUAAUGUGAUAUUUUAAUUUCAAUCUCAGUUAAAUCCUUAAAUAUUUUACAAUUAACCUUGCUUUAUUUCUCGGUCUGGUUUGGACUGUUUCAUGAAGACUUUUUGGAAAUUUGUGUGGUUACGUUCAACAUUACUUGUAUUGUGUAGCGUUGCAGCGAGCUUGCCAACAGGAAAAUCUUCUUUAGGAAGACUACACUGUAUGGCUACCAUGGAAAACUGUUCUGCUGCAUCCAGACUUCUCUAUCAAUGCUGUCAGUCAGGGAUAAGACUAAUCUAUGUGAGAUCGGCUCAGUGAACAGAGGCAGGAACACAGACGGUGGCACAAGGCUGCUGCAGGGGUUAUACUGACUGACUGUGACUGUAAGAUAAAUGUAUAUAAGAUUCUGAAGUGGAUUUUUUAAACAAAAGAAAAGUUUCAUAAAUCAUCAAUAGCAAGAUAUUGGCUAUUACUAUCAGUUCUUUGUAAACUAUGGCAAUAAUGCUUUGAUUUUUUUAACAAUCUUGAUAUUCACUGAGUGAACUAAACUGCCGUAAUGCAUUCGUUUACCUGGUCCACAUUAUGGUUCUUCAGUGUUUUAAUGUUACUAUCACAGUGCACGUCUUUGUUUAAGGGGAAUAGAGUGGAAAAAUAUUGUAAAAACAAUUCUGUAUAUUUCAGAUAAGUUUAUCUCUUCCUAUUUAAAUGAAUA